AUGCAUUCGAAACUUGCAAUUCUUCACGCAUCGCUGGCUACGGCCCUCUUUCGGGCGUCGCCUGCCGUCUUCACCGGUAGCAGCGACGCCGACUGGUCGCCCGGGCCACUCCUUCAGCCCGGAAAGCCGUGCGGCGGACAGUCCUAUGACCCAGACGAGUACGUUUGCCGCGAUGGAACACUCUGUCCCGUCGUCAAUGGCGAGCCGCUCUCGCGCUGCGGCCGCGCCUGCUUCUCCCAGUACCUCUACACGUGCUGCAACGGCACGGACCUUGAGAUCCGGUCGCCGUUGCACCGGGGCUACAUGACCCUCCGCGCCGAGAACCCACAAGACGCCGGCCACGUCUCGCCACCGUUUUCCCCGUACCCCAGCAGCAGCGGCAGCGGGAGCAAGAACAAGAGCAGCAGCGGCGUCGUCGAUGGCAGGCCCAUGACGGCCUGCAACCUCGCCUGGAACAUUGGCGGCCGCACCUGCAGCUACUGUCCCGUGCCGGCGGUCGACCCGGCGCUGUGCCCCGCGGGCGGCGUGACGGCGCUGUCGGCGGCGACCAACGCCAUGGACGUGGCGGUGCCGGGCGGGCAGCGCUUCUUCCUGACGGAGCACUGGACGGUCAGAUACACGCAGGCGCACUCGGCGCUCGUGCCCAACGGGUCGACGACGGCGGGGUUCCGCGCGUUUGAUGGCGGGGGGUUCUUUAACCUGCUGGACGGGGCGUGGGGGUGGGUGGCGUGCGGUGGUGGCGGGAAGGGGGAGGAGGCGCAGCGGACGCUGCAUGUGCGCAACUCGACGAAUGGGGAGGAGUUGAGGGGCUGCGUGGGCCUAAAUUUAAGGAUCGAGGGGUUUGAGGCGGAUGAGGAGGCGGCGUGGCAGUAUUCGUGA
Molecule: messenger RNA, 879 nt
Organism: Akanthomyces muscarius
Lineage: Eukaryota; Fungi; Ascomycota; Sordariomycetes; Hypocreales; Cordycipitaceae
Exons: 2
Coding region: 1-879 (292 amino acids)
Molecular function (GO): carbohydrate binding
Source: RefSeq, a predicted model, not a curated record